CUGCUACACCGUCGUUACUAGCUUCACCUCAUCAGUCUACCAGUGUGUCAACGAGUUUGCAUACUGGAUUUCUGCGUUCUCGAAGUACCUCAGGAUUGCCUAGGCAACCUUCAUAUACUACUGGAUUUGGGACUGCUUUAAAUAUAGAGACACUUGUUGCUGUCGCGGAACAAAGAGAUACACCAAUUGAGACACCUCCACCUGAAGUUCAGGACAAGAUUCUUUUUAUGAUCAACAAUAUAUCCAUCUCAAAUAUGGAAGCUAAGGCAAAGGAAUUUAACGAGGUCAUACAGGAACAGUAUUAUCCUUGGUUUGCACAAUACAUGGUCAUGAAAAGGGCAAGCAUUGAAUCAAAUUUCCAUGAUCUGUAUCUGAAGUUCUUUGAUAAAGUAAACUCAAAAUCCUUGAACAAGGAAAUACUGAAAGCCACAUAUGAGAACUGCAAGGUCUUGUUAAGAUCAGACCUUAUCAAAUCUAGUCCCGAGGAGCGCUCCUUGCUAAAAAACCUAGGCAGUUGGUUGGGAAAGUUCACCAUUGGUAGGAAUCAGGCACUAAGGGCUAUAAGGAGAUUGAUCCAAAAUCUCUUAUCGUGGAGGCAUAUGAGAAAGGAUUGAUGAUUGCGGUCAUACCAUUCACUUCAAAGAUCCUUGAACCUUGCCAGUCAAGUAUCGCAUAUCGACCUCCAAAUCCCUGGACCAUGGGAAUUCUAAGUCUACUU
Messenger RNA from Zea mays, 718 nucleotides. Its product is annotated as CCR4-NOT transcription complex subunit 1. Lineage: Eukaryota; Viridiplantae; Streptophyta; Magnoliopsida; Poales; Poaceae. The transcript is spliced from 7 exons. Gene Ontology annotation, cellular component: P-body; CCR4-NOT core complex. Bases 228 to 614 code for a protein of 128 amino acids. Gene Ontology annotation, biological process: negative regulation of translation; nuclear-transcribed mRNA catabolic process, deadenylation-dependent decay. The record is from RefSeq and is a predicted model, not a curated record. Gene Ontology annotation, molecular function: molecular adaptor activity.